AUGGACGGAGAGAAUAGAAUAAUCCUCAACGUAGGCGGAAUAAGGUACGAGACUUACAAAGCUACCUUGAAGAAGAUUCCAGCUACAAGACUGUCCAGGCUCACAGAGGCGCUAGCCAACUAUGACCCGAUCCUCAAUGAGUACUUCUUCGACAGGCACCCCGGCGUAUUUGCUCAAGUUCUUAACUAUUACAGAACGGGAAAACUUCAUUACCCAACCAAUGUUUGCGGGCCACUGUUCGAAGAGGAACUCGAAUUUUGGGGACUCGACUCAAACCAAGUGGAACCUUGCUGCUGGUCCACUUACAGCAUCCACAGGGACACACAGGGCUGGGCCGUGACAGUCCUCAUAAACGGAUUAGCACUGGCUGAGGAUCCUAAUCUUGCGGUAAUUAAUGGCUUCAGCUUCUGUCAGGUCUACCGGCUCGGGUCUGUCCCUCCGCGAGGUAGUCUGCCAUCUAACUCUCUCCCUCCAUCAUCGCACAAUGGUACCAUGGGAGGUACAGCAUUGCGGAGGAGAGCUAUAGACGAUGUCGGGGGGCUACGUGCGUGGAAUAAGGACCAAUCCCAUGCAAUUUUAAAGCAGCUAAGAGGUAUCCUGGGAGGCAGGACAUUCAGGAGGAAGCAGAGACUGAGGAAGGCUAAUUUAGUGCUGGCAGGAAGAUACGGAAGCGGACAUGAGGAUGCUUGGAGUGAGGAAUUGGAGGUGGAUGGCCGAGGACUAGAAUUGACCAGAAUCGUGGAAGGAGCCAUGGUUCUUCACAUACCAUAG
Messenger RNA from Nezara viridula (southern green stink bug), 771 nucleotides. The record is from the annotation of a GenBank genome assembly. NCBI's taxonomy places the organism in Eukaryota, Metazoa, Arthropoda, Insecta, Hemiptera, Pentatomidae.